GGAUAGAAACUAAUAUGGCGUUAACGUAACAAAAUACCCUAAAAAUCCUCAGUUUGACAUAGUCAUGAUUUUUGAACUAGUAGAUUCCGCAACUUAAAAAUUACAUUUUCAAAUUUUACACGUCGAAAAUUACAAGAUUUUAAAUAAAGAAAGUCUAUAAUUUUUAGACCACUAAAGUGAAAUUCAACCCAAAAUCAAAUUCCACUUGAAAAAUUAAUUUAGUAUUAAUUAAUUUAUAUAUAAGCUAAGGAAAAAUUAAUUUCUUUGAAUAUCUAGUAAUAAUAUAAAACAAUAGUGUGUACUUAUUUAACACUGACGUUUGCAAUCUCUUUAUGGUUUUUACUACAAGUUUUCGAUCUUUCUUUUCUAUGAUCAAUGAAAUAAAAGUAUUUUGUUUGUAAAAUGUGCAUGGUACUAUCACAACAUUAUUUAAAAACGUAGAAUUAAAAUUAUAUAAAAAUGACACUUCUUCUGAGGCUUUCAGCAUGGAAAAAUCUAAUAAAAAGAUCAUUUUCACCAAGGAAUCAGAUAAUAACAAUAUCAAAGUUCGAUAUUCAUACGUCGGAAUAUUCUUUUCAUGGUGAAUAUGAAAUGCAAGACCCAAAAUCAGAAGCUGAUAUUGUUAAUGUUACUUUUAUUGAUAAAAUGGGAAAAAGAAUACCUAUAAAAGGGAAAGUGGGAGAUAAUGUACUAUAUUUAGCACAUAGAUAUGGAAUUGAAAUGGAAGGUGCUUGCGAAGCAUCUCUUGCUUGUACCACUUGUCACAUAUAUGUACAUCAUGAUUACAUGGAUAAACUCCCAACAGCUGAAGAAAAAGAGGAGGAUUUAUUAGAUUUAGCUCCAUUUUUAAAAGAAAAUUCUAGAUUAGGUUGUCAAAUUAUAUUAACGAAAGAAUUAGAUGGUAUAGAAUUAGAACUGCCUCAAGCAACAAGAAAUUUCUAUGUAGAUGGCCACACACCAGCUCCACAUUAAUAAAUUUUUUCCUUUGUAUUUAGCUUAAUAUGUACAUAUUUUAUUCAUUCAAUUAGUAUAAUUGUAAAUUUAUAUAUCAUUAUAUAUAAAAUGUAAGUUUAAUAUAAAUUGAAUAUUAUGUAACACAUAAGUUAUUUCUUUCUUUUUUUUUUUUUUUUUUUCUUAUUUUAGUGAUCAGUGAUUAAUGAAAACAUAUUUUCAGAAUGUACUUCAUAAAUGUAUUUCAUAAACUUUUAGAACAACAAACUUGAUUUAUAUGACAUUUUGUCAUGAUACAAUAUAUUUAUUUCUUAUACAUUUGGAUUAUGAUACAUAUUUUUAAUUACAAUGAUACAAGAUUUAAACAUUUAUGAUAUAAUGAAUCUGUAAAUUAAAAUUGUAUUUGUUAA
Bombus pascuorum is the source of this 1361-nucleotide messenger RNA. It is a transcript of the gene Fdx1, whose product is annotated as adrenodoxin-like protein 1, mitochondrial. The record is from RefSeq and is a predicted model, not a curated record. Lineage: Eukaryota; Metazoa; Arthropoda; Insecta; Hymenoptera; Apidae. Gene Ontology annotation, molecular function: 2 iron, 2 sulfur cluster binding. Bases 460 to 972 code for a protein of 170 amino acids. Gene Ontology annotation, biological process: P450-containing electron transport chain; positive regulation of oxidoreductase activity. The transcript is spliced from 4 exons. Gene Ontology annotation, cellular component: mitochondrion.